Messenger RNA from Paramuricea clavata, 9398 nucleotides. The record is from the annotation of a GenBank genome assembly. Lineage: Eukaryota; Metazoa; Cnidaria; Anthozoa; Malacalcyonacea; Plexauridae.
CUCGACAUAUCAAGAAACCGACAUAUUGAAAUCCGUCUUAUUAUUAACGACAUCUUCUUUCAAACUGAUCACACAAUUUACAAGCUCAUCAGUUCGCUUUUGUUGUCUGAGGAAUUGGCUAAACCUAGUAUGGAGUCUAAUUAUGACAUUCGAACACUCAUAUUUCGUACUUUCAUGGUUGUGGCUUAUGUUUGCUUUGGUAGUGGAAUAUUCUAUCUCUUAGAACGAGAUGAACCCUUGAGGGAGGCUGCCAAAUUUGAAGAAUACUACAAUAAAACGAUGUCGAGCAUUUUAGGCCGUAGUAUCACGAACAGCACUGAAAUGCAGAUCAUAAUGGCAGAAAUUCGGAGAACAUUUCUGCAAGAAAGCUAUCCGAUAGAGUGGGAUUUCCUUGGCGGAGUAAAUAUCACAGUUCACGCUAUCACUACAAUAGGUUUGUGUGUGAUUUCAACAUAUCUUUAGACUUCACUCUCUGAUAUGAUAUCUCAGUUCAUGAGAUAGAAUCAGUAGUUAUUCACAUGUCAGUACUAGUAUAGUGUAGAUUUCAAUAACUAUUAAUGGUGUCGAUUGUCGUUAAUAGUCUGGGAAAGACUCCAUACGCGUUAAAGAUGAUAUUAAGUCAGGUUUCCACUUCAAUCGUAGCGUAUUUUUUUUGUUUCUUGAGCGGUAUAGUGUGGAACUAAUGGCUUCGACACAAAAGAAAAUGCUACGCCUACGGUACUUACGUUACGAUACGGUUGAAGUGGAAAACAUGCAGGCUUUAUUAAAAACGUUUAUGUAUUUAUUUAUUUUUUCAACCACAAGGUUAAGGAAUAAAACUUGUAAACUAGUUGUGUUUGUGUUUGUUUUUGCUCUAGUUUAGUGUCAUGAUGACACAAACUAUAGUAGAGCAAAAACAAAAACAAACACUGUCCUGCCGUAUGCUAACAGAUGUCAGAGUGUUGAUGAUAGUUUGAUGACAGCAACCCAAGAACCCAAUCAAUUUAAAAUAGAGUUCUAGUCUUAAUUUGUUUUUAAAGGUUAGGCUCUUUUACUGCAACUUUUAUGUGAUAGGCCGGCGCAUAUAGUUAAAUUAAGAAGGUAAUGACUAAUUAUAUACUGCAAUUAUAGUCUGUAUUGUCUGUCGAAUUGGCGGAAUUGCCCCAAUCGGCUUAUAGUUAUAUACAUAAUUUAUGUGUUGCUAGUGCUUCGUUCAUAAUCAGUAUAUCGUACGGAAUCUUCAGAAAUUUUGGGAUUAUAAAUUUAUAAUAUAAAAACAGAUGAUCGAUCAUUAUAAACAACAUUUGCAAUUCAAAUCACCAAAAACCAGUUUCGGCUUACCGGGAGAUACAUGAACAGAUGUCCGUGAUGUUUACAUUUUGUACCGCAAAAAACGUCCUCAGGCUCAGACAUGAAAUUUUCAACAUGAGCUCCUCCUUUGAAUUUACUAUAUGAGUAAAUUCUUAAACACGUCCGAAUUUAUCAUUCUGAUAAAAUCGCGGCACAUUUUGAAUUUAUCAAUCAUAAAACCACAAACAUUAGACAAGACUUUUUGUUAUAAAUGUAAUGGCACUAAAAGGUAGGCUGGUCGCGCGGGGGUGGGGAGAUUUUCAAGAUUUUCAAAAGAAAAGUUUAAAAAAGUUUUAAAAAGAAAAGAAAAGUUUAAAAAGUUAGAUUUUCAAAAAGUUAAAAAAGUUAGAUUAGGGUUAGGAUUAGUGGUUAGUGUUAGGGGUUAUAUAGAUGCCGCGAAUUUAUCGUUAUGAUAAAUUCAAAAUGUGCCGCGAAUUUAUCAUAAUGAUAAAUUCGGACGUGUUUAAGAAUUUACUCAUAUAGUAAAUUCAAAGGUGGAACUCAUGCUGGAAAUUUUCGAGGAAAUUUUUGUCUCCAAUUUUUAUGCAUCACUUGAAAGUACCUUGAAAAUGAUGAAGAAUGGCCUUAACAAUUUAGUCACAGUUCACCUCAUUCCUAUCUCAUUCCCAAGUUAUCGGAUAUUUUGUAUUUUUGUGUUAUAUGACAUCACUAGAUGCCAGCCAAAAGAAGAACAUCUGAUAUCUCAGAAGUGAUUCAACGAAAUUAAAUGAAAUUUGUGCCCACACAGUUAGUAAGUUGUAAAGAAUAUUCAGUUGCAUGCAGACUUGCAGACGAGAAUUUCUCGAAAUAAAUUUGGUUGCUAGAGAGUAGAGGUAAAAUUAUUUUCUCAAAACAAAGAAAUGGCGAGAAGGUCGAUAAACAGUACGUUUUAAAGUUUUCCGAUAAGGGACUGGUCAUAAAGUAACUGCUAGGGUGGGCUGGAGGUAAAUCACAAAUUUUGCCAAUAAGUUUGGUGACCCAUCUUAGGAAGUAGAUAAAAAUUUCAAAGCCCAUCUAAUCUUACCAAAUUUACUAUUUCAUGACCCACCCACCCAAUCCAAAUUGGGAAAUACACUUUUAUAAUAAAAAAAACUUGCAGGUAUGAACAUUGUAAAUAUACACUGGCACUGUAUUGACAUACAUAAUUCCACCAAGCUUGACCAACACAUUCAUCACCAAUUACGACACUGAGUUGCUCUCCUGUUGGUUGUAUUUGCAGUGAUUCGACCACUUCUUGUUUUGCAUAAAACAAAGUACUGGCUUCAAUAGCAUCAUUUGCAUUUGAUAAUUUGGAUAAUUUUGUUUACUUUUAUUAUUAAUAUCUUUAGUAUAUAAUAUACAAUUAACAUAGGUUUUUGUUUGGUGGCCCAACCGUGGACAUACAAAAAAAUUGUUGGCCCAACGAAACUGCCCAAAAAUUUUCCAUGGCCCAUCCCAAAUCACUCCAGCCCACCCUAGCAAUUACUUUAUGACCGGUCCCUAAAAACCUUACGCGCUGACAAGUCCACGAAGGACGAAACCCCCCGUGAGGAUAUCUGAAUUACACACACAUGAAUAUUUCCUUCUCUUCUUUAGUAUAUUUCUACGUGCCUCCAUACAGGUUUAUUUAGUACAGUAUGGCCAUUCCAGACCGGAAGGGUCUUCGCUCAAACGUCGAAAUUCUCCUUAUAUUUUUCGGGUAUAGUUGCAUCCCUACCAACAAAAGCUUGUUCAUCCUCUAAAAUGUCUGGACGCAUUUUGAUAGACCGCACGUUAUGGUUUUUCAAAACACACACUUUCUACGUAUAUCAAGAUUUAAACUUUUACGUUCCGUUUACCUUUUAACUUUUGCCUACACCUUUUCACGCAUUAUUUGGGUUCACAUUUAUACAAGAAUUUUACUUAUUUUUAUCACACAUGGCAUAAAUUUGGUAGAUUGCAAUUGUGACAAAAACACGAGGCCAUUCAAUAUUUCACACUACAGAUUUCACGUUUCCACAUCGGCUAAAUAUUAAGGACUGUUGUUGCAUAAAUCAGUGACACCACUCACCAGUAUAAUGGUUCUCAUUAUACCUAUAUGAAAACUUAACAAUUUUAUAGUACGUACUUAUCUAUUAAAACUACGUUGUGUAGUUUACGUUUUAACCUUUCUUGAACUUGUCUCGUUUAUAUUCAGUACUAUAUGAUUCACGGUUUCACGGGAAUUCAUCGAUCCAAAGUUUCGGAUCAGUUUCAGAGUCGUGCGCAAAGAAAAAAGCAUCAAUUAAGAAAGUCCAGAGUUCGACACAAUGCAAAAUCCAUAGAAGACGGGUACAAUUCGUUGAAAAUGUUAACGAAAUUGUUUGAAACAUUUUGCCCACUCCACAAAUGGCCGCAAUUUUGAAAACUAAGCCUGCGGUACCUCGAUGGUAUAUGCCAAAAACCCGACAAUGGACAAUGACAGCCAGCCCCCAUUUUAUAAAACUGGUCCUAUCGGCCAGUGUAAUAAGAAGAGAGACUUGCUAACUAGUGUGUUGCUAUGACAAUCACGUAAACGUUCCAAAAUGUUUGCUUAGGUGCACUUACUAUAACUGUGCCAAAUUUCAUUAAAUUUCGUUGAAUCACUUCCAAGAUAUUAGACUUUCUUCUUUCUGCUGCCAUCUUAGGCCGCGUUUACACUAUGACGCUGCGGCAAAUUUACCCUAGCGUAUAGUGAUUUGCAUCCACAGUGCCAAACGUGGUGAUUCCAGCAAAUCGUAUCCCAGGGUACCUGCGGUAUUGGGAGUUUAAGCUUCACGUUUCCGGGAACGGCAAACGGCAGGUUGGAACUUUCUUGGCAAAAUUUUCGUUGAACGUUUUCGUUUCAUAUUUCCUUUCUUGCGUCGAAAGAAUAAUUUUGUAUUUCAGUUUUAAAACAGCAAGUUUAUUUACUCUUUAUUGCCUGAUACCGUAAAAUUUUUCUUUGCCUGGCGUUUGCCGUUUCAGUAUAACGCGAAGCUUAAACUCUCUAGUAAUACGCUACGGCAAACGCCGUAGCGUAUUACUAUUAUACGCCGUUGCAUUCAGAGUGGCAAAUGUAGUCAGGGUCCGUAGUUAGUAUGUUACGGCAAACCACUCUGUUAUAGUGUAAACACGAUGUAGUCUCAAUCCUAGAAACGUAGUAAAAACAGAAUGUUAGCCAUACAACCAGUGACGUCAUAACACAAAAAUACCCGAUAACUUGGGAAUGAGAUGAGCUGUGAAUAAAUUCUUUACAUUUUCAAGAUACUUUUAAGUGAUGCAAAAAAAUUAGGGACAAAAAUUUCAUGUCAUGUGCACUUUAAAUCGUUGUGUACGUACAUAAUGUAUUAUAGGAUAAAUGUGCAUAUAGGCGUACGAGUUUGGAAAACCAGGGAAAUUCGGGCUAAUGCUACGAAAAAUCAAGAAAAUUCGGGCAGAUUUAUCAGACCAUAGGUUAAAUUCAGGUAAUUUCAUUACAAUCCUACAUAAAAAUUCGGGCAAACUUUCAACUGGCCCCCCGGAAAGCAUCAGCCCCGUACGCCUAUGUAAAUGUGAGGUCGUAACAUUGUGGACGAAAAUAGAAAAUCAGCAUUCAGCAAUAUAUCCGAGAGUUCAUUGUGCAACGAUUGUCAUGAUGUAAAUACUUCUGAGGUAUAUUAUUAUUCGCUCCAUUUCUGCAAGACCAAGACAAGACAAGACAAGGCAAGGCAAGGCAAGGCAAGACAAGACAAGACAAGACAAGACAAGACAAGAUUUAUUUGCUCCUUUCAAAUUACAAUUAUAUAUACACAAAGAAAUUAUUUAUAUUUGUUAGCAUUAUUAUUAUUAGUAAAAUAUAUUUUGUGUUCUGUGACUAAUUGUUUUCUAAUUUUUGAGAAGAUUUGAAAGAGAGCUGGCUCCCUGAAAUAACCACAGGGCUAUAUAAAUAUCAGGGAACCAUGCAAAUAAAGGACGACUAAAAAUAUGAAAAUUGACAAUAUAGUUCUAUAUCAAAUAAAUCUUAAAAGAUCGAGAAAGGAGUCCUGACUCCUGAUAACGUAUAGAAAAAGUUGGAAACUGAAUCAAUACUUUGCAAGAAAAUCGAUUCUAAGUUUAUAUUUAAUUUGAGAAAUCAGCAAGUCUUUAUAUGAUCGUGUAAAGAAUUCCAUAUUUUAGCGCCUUGAUAUCUGAUAUUGAAAAUUCCGAAAUUUGUUCUUGCUUUUGGUAGUAUAUAUGUUAGUUUAGAAGCAAGCCUAGUAUUUUGAAAAAGAAACAUUGCACACAGGAGUAAAGAAAUUGUUGAACGUUGGUGGCAACAAGUUGUUAUGAUAUUUGUACAUGAAAAGAACCACGUGUAGAUUUACAAGAUCAGUCAACUUAAUGAUAUUCAACUGUUUGAAAAGUGAACUAGAGUGGGCAUCAAAUUUAGAGAAUGUUAUAAUACGCACAACCUUUUUUUGGAGUAUAAUUAAAGGUUUGACUGUUGAGGAAAUAAACGUUACCCCAUAUAUGAUUAAACCAUGCAUAUGUGAUAAAAGGGUAAAUUAAAGCAUAAUAUAAAUUAACCAGAAUGUACGUUGCUAUCUGCAUAAUAUCUAAGUUUAGACAAAAUUCCUAUACUUCUUUUAAUCCUUUUUGAAAUAAACGUAAUUUGUUUUUUCCAAGUUAAAUGAGAAUCGAAAAAAAUACCAAGAUACUUUAUGUGAUCUACUUGUUUAAUGUCUUUAUUUCUUACCGAAAAUGUUAUGUCUGUUAGUAUAUUUUUUUGGUAAGGAUGAAAUAUAAGAAUAUGCACAUGUUUACAAUGUCCUAACACUGGUAACUAGUCGCAUGUCCUCGGCAGGAAAAAUGGGUUAAUUUCGAAUCAAUAUGGGUUAAUUUCGAAUCAAGUGUUUCCACAAUAUCUGUCAUUCAUGAUCAUUUGUCGUUUUGAGUUUUUAUGACAUUCAUAUACCACAAUCAUCUGCAAUGAUAUAACAGUAUGAUAAUAUAAAAAACUGACAUACAAGGACAAGGUCAUUAUGUCUCUUUCUUUUGUCACUUUCUCUUCAGAAUCUGUCUCUCGGACUCGUACGCACAAACCAACAAAAAAUACGUAUACAGUAGUUACACCUAUAACCUUUCCAGAACGUCUCUCUUUAUAGGGACUCUUUUUUUUUCUCCUAUAGUUACCCUUCAAUUGUACUUCUAUUUCCUCUUUCAAACACAUUUUUAUGUUCACUAUUUUUCCAAACUUGAAUCAAUCUUUGAUGUAAAUCGAAUGCGUAGGAACUAUAUAGGAAGACAAGUUGUUGUUCUUGAGGAUUCAAUCGUUCAUGUACGUUUCAUGUUAGUAUUUGUUCAAAUGUAUCAGUAUAUUAAAUGAUUCAUAGUGUGUUUGUGUAUUUAGGCAUAGUGACUAAAUGAUUGUGUGAUUAGGCAUCUUGUUCGAUAGAUUAGUUUUUCAUAGAUGGAAUUUUCGAAUCUACAUAUUUGUAUCUAACCAGGAGCAGUUGCGAAAAUUGCAAUUAUAUAGGCCUUCUGGCAGGAAUCGAACCUGCAGCUCUAUGAUUCCGAUUCUCUAAUAACCAACUGAGCUACAGACUGUGGGAACGAUGAAUCGUAGGUUAAUAAUGUUCAGCAACUGGACUCAGUUGGUUAGAGCAACUGGACUCAGUUGUCAGAAGAUCUUGAGACGGUACAAAAGCGAGCACUGAAGAUCAUUUUACCCGCGAACUCAUAUAGCGAAACUUUAGAAUAUUUCAAUCUUCAAACUUUGUUCCAAAGACGCGAAGAAAUGUGUAACAAACUUUUUACAAAUAUUACUAACAAUCCGACACACAAACUGCAUAAUUUACUGCCUCCCAAACAUGAGUCGGUUUACCAACUUAGGAACAAUAGACUGUUUGAACGAUUCGAAACUACAGUAAUACAGAAAGAUUUUAAAAAACUUUUAUUCCUAUGUCUAGUAACUUAAGUUGAUGUAAUUUUUAGUACUAAGCGUUUUAAUGACCAUUUGUAAAUAUGCCUAAUUAACCCAUAUUCUAUCUUUUAAAUAAUGUUUUGUAUACUUUUGUAAAUCACGCAAUUCAGCUGUCCAGCUGCAAGGUGAAUUUUAAAUACACUAUCUAUCUAUCUAUCUAGAGCGCUGCACCGGAAACGCACAGCGAAUCGCAGGGCCGCGGGUUCUAUUUCUACCAGAGAGCCUAUAUAUAUACUAUAGUUCUCGCAACUGCUGCUGGUUUGGUCUAAAAGUGUAUAGAAACUAAUUACGUUCAAAAAUCCCAUCUGCGAAAAACCCAUCAACUAGUAUUAGUGUAUUUGUUUGGUUGAUCUUAUUAAAUAUGGAAUACCUGUCGUGUUGACUAUAACUUCGACCUUACGAUAUUUGCCUCCAUUUGUAUUGAAUUCUUCGAGUAAAUAAAAUAUGUAAAUUUAAAAAAGGUUGCAGUUUUUCAACUGAAACAUUAUGAGGAAAGAACUUCGCUAGCGUCUUAAAAUUAAAGUUACUUUCGGGGCCAAUAUUUAAUUCUUUUGAACAAGGCGUUAUUUUUUCUGACUCUUCCACAGUCCCCCCAAAAUAGCGCAAUGAUUCGUGGGGAUGCUCUAAUAAUUCCUCAAAGUCCAUAUCUAAGAGGAUCGUAAUUCCACACACACAUUACUAAACUAACUGUCGACAUUUAGGAUAGUAAGACCAUUCACAGGUCUGUUGCAUGGUCAUGGUUUUUCUGAAAGUUAAUUCUUGUUUUUAUCCCAUAGGUUAUGGAAACACUGUGCCAAAGACAGUCGCAGGUCGAAUGUUUCUCAUUAUUUAUGCUACGAUAGGGAUCCCACUUAUGGCAAUGAUGUUGACAACACUUGGAGAUAAAGUGAAGCAUGCAAUUAGGUCAUCUUUAAUAUCGUUUGAAAGAAACAUUCUCAAGAGAAGUCGACCUCAAAAUAUCCAAAGGAAGUCGCUGAUUGCAGUAUUUGUUAUAACUGCAAUAUUUCUAUGCUCGGUUUCUGCCAUCAGUGCAAAAGUUGAAAAUUGGGAGUUUUCCCUAGCAUUGUAUGUUUGGUUUGUGACUUUUACGACAAUAGGUUUUGGAGAUUAUGUGCCCCAAGGCUCCGGCAAGAUAGAUCCACUAUAUACUCCCUUAGAAUUAGCGUAUGCAUUGAUCGCAUUUUUUCUGGGUCUGGUAUUAAUAGCAACUAUUCUUCAUACGUUAUCUGACUGGAUCAACAGUAAGAGGCCGCCUACCACAGAUGAUCUUAAACGAUCUCUGGGACGUAUGACUGGCUCACUUUCGACACACAAGGAAGAACCGUCGACAAACAUCGCCGAGACAUAGAGAACGAGAAUAGCCUGGAGUGAGAAUCAUCUUUUCUCAAGUCCAACCAAACGUAUCCAACCGUAUCAUAUCGCCAGACCCAGAAGAUUCUUUGUGAUACUGAUUCACAAGUGACAUUGAUUCACAAAAGAAAACGCUGUGGUAUGACUUGAUAACUAGCUGAUCUGACCGUGAAGAAAAGGCGUGGAACUAGCAGCAGAAUAGAAAUCCAUUUUGCUUUAUUUAUAUAAUCACUAGUAUAUUUCGUUAUCUUUUAUCAAACUAGUUUAAGCAUAAUUACAAAGUUUAAUUAAUAAUUAAACUUUGUAAUUAUGCUUAGUAGUGGGAAAUAUAAGUCUAUUUUAAGUUUGGAAGCAAAGUAUGAUAUAUUUCACGAGAUAUUAAGUAGUUUUAAUAGAAACUAAUGGAUUUCUAUUUUACAACUAGUCCCAGUUCUUUUCUGUGUUUUCAAAUCACCUGGAAGUUAUCACUGUGCUUCAUCGUACUAAGGUGCAGUAGAAAAGAUCCGACCAAUUCACAUGAUUCGGCACCGUCAAAGCUACCCAUGGUGACAUCAAAUAAAUUUGAUGACGAUUUCUUUCCCCAGUGUUAAACCGAGUUGUACAAAGUACAAACACGAUUUAUUAGAGAUCCAGGAUUUGUUUGCUAACUCUUCCAAUUUCAGAUUUGCUCGGUUUGAUAAGGCGGCAAGUCGGGUUGUUUUCAAAAUUAGGUUUGUCAUCUUUCAACGCAUAACAAUUUUUGUGUGUUCCGCGACAAAUAAAUAAUGAAACAAUUAUUGAAUGAGGUCGAGUAGGAUAUGGGGAAUUAUUAAGGCCUCGG